AAUUCACGUUUUCGCUAUAAGAGCAGCUUAACUAAUUUCCACGGAAAAUAGUCGCCAGCCGCUCCACGUCUAGGGUUUUCUGCAACCGAAGAAAUGGGAAAAGGUACAGGAAGCUUUGGGAAGAGGAGGAACAAGACGCACACACUGUGCGUUAGAUGCGGACGCAGGAGCUUCCACAUCCAGAAGAGCCGAUGCGGUGCUUGUGCUUAUCCCGCCAGCCGAGUUCGAAAAUAUAACUGGAGUGUGAAGGCAAUUAGGAGGAAGACAACUGGAACUGGCAGGAUGAGGUACCUCCGACAUGUUCCACGCAGGUUCAAGAGCAACUUCAGAGAAGGUACUGAAGCUGCUCCAAGGAAGAAGAGCGCGGCUGCAGCAUAAGUUUAGAAGAGCUAUAUUGUUAAGUUAUUUCUGAGUUUGCAAAUAACAAAUUUUGGAUCAUUGUCUAAGUAGUGUUACUUUAUAUCUGCCACAAUUUGUUUUAAAAGUUAAGUAAAUUAUUUUGAUUAUGGAUGGUAA
Mangifera indica (mango) is the source of this 516-nucleotide messenger RNA. Its product is annotated as 60S ribosomal protein L37-3-like. The transcript is spliced from 4 exons. Gene Ontology annotation, molecular function: structural constituent of ribosome; RNA binding. The record is from RefSeq and is a predicted model, not a curated record. Lineage: Eukaryota; Viridiplantae; Streptophyta; Magnoliopsida; Sapindales; Anacardiaceae. Gene Ontology annotation, biological process: translation. The coding region runs from base 94 to 378 and encodes 94 amino acids. Gene Ontology annotation, cellular component: cytosolic large ribosomal subunit; ribosome.